AAUACACGCGAAGAAGAAACGUAGAAGGAACAAAGAAGAAGAAGAAGAAGAAGAAGCGCUCUUUUGCAAACAUAAACAAGUGGCAAACUAACUGCGACUACACAAACAUGUCGAUUGUCUUUGUGCCAAAGAAACUACGAGGAAAGGCUAAAAUUAACCAGGAAACAAUACAGAGGUUGCUGGAUGAAAACGACCAGUUAAUAAGAUGCAUCACUGAAUACAUGCAGAAAGGACGAGCAGUGGAGUGUGUACAAUACCAACAGAUCCUGCACCGCAACAUCGUCUAUUUGGCAACCAUAGCGGAUGCCAGCCCCGACACCGCUGCUCCCGCCUCAAAUCCUACAUCUAAUGAAGCCGCCGCCUCGUCUGUGAACGGAGAGACGUGAUGUCAGUCAGUGGCGUUGGGAAUGAUUCAGUAAUGUUACAUAUUCCAGGAGCACUGGUGCGUCAGAAAUGCUGCAUUGUAUGUUUAUAGUAUAUCGAAAGAUUCUGUGAAUUCAAAGUCAUUUUUCUUGUAUGUAUUGUACAUUAAAAAAUGUUUCCAUUUUUGAAA
This is a messenger RNA of Cottoperca gobio, 553 nucleotides long. It is a transcript of the gene ss18l2, whose product is annotated as ss18, like 2. Lineage: Eukaryota; Metazoa; Chordata; Actinopteri; Perciformes; Bovichtidae. The transcript is spliced from 4 exons. Bases 108 to 386 code for a protein of 92 amino acids. The record is from RefSeq and is a predicted model, not a curated record.